This is a messenger RNA of Fusarium graminearum PH-1, 1479 nucleotides long. RefSeq lists its product as uncharacterized. Gene Ontology annotation, molecular function: transmembrane transporter activity. Gene Ontology annotation, biological process: transmembrane transport. The transcript is spliced from 4 exons. The coding region runs from base 1 to 1479 and encodes 492 amino acids. The record is from RefSeq and is a predicted model, not a curated record. Lineage: Eukaryota; Fungi; Ascomycota; Sordariomycetes; Hypocreales; Nectriaceae. Gene Ontology annotation, cellular component: membrane.
AUGGCGGAAAACCCAAAGCAAAUCUCGACCGAAAGGGUUAGAGAUGCAAACGACCAAUCUGUCUCAUCCGACUCAGAGACGUCAGCUCUGGCCGUGUUGCAAGAGACACCAAAGAGGAGCUGGAAGUCAUAUCUUUGGGACACCUUUGACAAGUCACCCGAGGAACGCAGAUUUCUCUUCAAGCUUGACUUUGCUCUUAUGACAUUGGCUUCACUGGGGUACUUUAUUAAGUAUCUGGACCAGGUCAACAUCAACAAUGCCUUUGUCUCUGGAAUGAAAGAGGAUAUGAAUCUCUUUGGAAACGAGUUGAAUUAUAUGCAAACAUGCUGGACUAUUGGAUAUGUUAUCGGUGAAAUCCCGAGCAACAUGCUCCUGACGCGAAUCCGGCCAAGCAUCUGGAUUCCUGCCUGCGAGGUAACAUGGUCUGUUCUUACCAUUCUCCUCAUCAAAUGCACAAACCCAACGCAGCUCUAUGUCCUUCGCUUCUUCAUUGGACUUGCCGAGAGCACCUUCUAUCCUGGCAUGCAGUACAUUGUUGGUUCGUGGUACCGCAAGGAUGAACUUGCUAAGCGUUCGUGCCUCUUUCAUGCCAUGGGCAACGUGGGAUCCAUGGUUUCGGGCUACCUGAUGGCUGGCUCGCACAACCUCGAUGGCGUGCACGGAUACCAUGGAUGGCAGUGGCUGUUUAUUACCAACACCGUUGUGUCUCUGCCUAUUGCCAUCUCCGGUUUUUUCUUCCUACCAGACGUGCCUGAGAUCACCAGAGCAUGGUACUUUACUCCUGAGGAAAUUGCGAUUGCGAAACGACGUAUGGAACUUGAAGGCAGAGCGAAGAGGGCACCAUAUACAAAAGCCAAGUUCAAGAAGAUUUUCAGCAGCUGGCACAUCUAUGCUCUAGUGUUGCUAUAUAUUUUGUUCAACAAUGGCAACGGAGGUAGCUCACAGCCUGCGUUCCCCCUGUGGCUGAAGUCCCAAGGGUAUACGAUCAGAGAUGUUAAUCUUUACCCAACAAUUGUCGAUGUCAUCAGCGUUGUUACAACACUCAUCUACGCGUGGACAUCAGAUAGUCUAUUCCGUGGUGCCCGCUGGCCAGCUAUUGUCUUUUCAGGUUUGGUCAAGAUUAUAGCGUACGUUGGACUCACGGUAUGGAAGGUUCCCACCGCCUUCACAUGGGUAUGCUUCAUGUUAUGUGGAUUUGGCGGUGGUAUCAGUGGGUUGACAUUCGCUUGGGCGCAUGAAAUCUGUAGUGACGACAAUGAAGAAAGGGCCCUCGUCACAGGCGCGAUGAAUCAGAUGGCUUAUGUUUUCCAAGCUUGGUUGCCAUUAGUUAUUUGGCAACAAGUCGAGGCGCCGAGCUAUCCUAAAGGGUACCCUACUAUGGUAGCCAUGGCAGUUGCAUUGAUCGGAACUGCUUUUGCUAUUCGAAUACUGCAUAAACAGCAGAUUGGUGGAAGACGGCAUGCUUUAGCAGAGGCUUGA